AUGGUUUUGCGGCUCAAUCGGCAUCUUCUGACGGAGUUAACGUCUUCACUAUUAGCGAAAAUAUCACCAAGACAAAGUCUUUUAGCUGCUGACCGCUGCCAAUUAAUUUUACAAAUUAGGCAUAUAUCUUUUUUCGGAAACGAUCCACAAUCUUCGGCUUCACCAGCGAUUCCUGAAAUAUUGACUACACCUGCAAAUACACCAUUAGUUUCUACUGAUUCAACAGAUUUCACAUUGAUUGAACAGUUGCAACUGGGAUUGGUGAAAGAUUUUCAUUUAUUUGAUUUCGUUAGUGGGAAUUCAUUAGUUAAAGAGUAUGAGCUCUUUUCAUGGUGGAGUCCGGCAUCAUGGUUUCGACUAGCGCUGGAAUACAUGCAUUUUAAUAUUGAUCUACCGUGGUGGUUAACUGUCGUAUGUGCCACAAUAAGUUUACGGUUACUGAUGAUAUUUGUACCAAUCGCCUCUCAUCGACUUAUGGCACGAGUGCAGUUAUACAAAAAUGAAAUUGAUGAAUUUAAAGAAAAAAUGGAAAUUGCUAAAAGAAGUGGAAAUUUUUUGCAAACGAUGGAAACUCAAAAAGAGCUGAAAGACUUCUUAAAAGCAAAGGACAUCAAACUUUAUCGACAGUUUAUGUUUAUGAGUUUUAAUGGCGCUAUCUUUAUGACACAAUUUAUCGCGGUCAAAAAAUUGUCUGAUGUUGCUUUUCCUGGUAUGAGCACUGGUGGUUUGUAUUGGUUCAAGGAUUUGACCAUACCUGAUCCCUAUUAUUUGCUUCCAUUGGUUUCUGCUAUCACUGUCGCUGCGAUAUUCAAAAUGGGGGCCGAAACUGGUGGAUCAAAUCAAGGUGUCAAUCCGCAGAUCCAGAAGAUGCUGACAAGAAUUGGACCAGUUGUGGUUUUUGCAUGUAGUAUCAAAGUUUCUUCGGCUAUAGCUUUAUACUGGUGUACGUCUAAUAUGAUCUCUGUAAUGUUUUCUGGAAUAUUCAAGAUCCCAUCAGUUCGAGCUUUUCUAAAAAUACCUCACUUACCAUCGAAAGGAGUGCAUUCCUAUGAGAAAGCUCUUAGCCGAAAUAUAGAUCAAGCGACUAUGCAAAAGCAAGGUAAACAGACAUUUACUGAAAAAGCAAAAGGUGCCUCUGGAUAG
Molecule: messenger RNA, 1143 nt
Organism: Acanthocheilonema viteae
Lineage: Eukaryota; Metazoa; Nematoda; Chromadorea; Rhabditida; Onchocercidae
Source: the annotation of a GenBank genome assembly